Molecule: messenger RNA, 303 nt
Organism: Schistocerca nitens (vagrant locust)
Lineage: Eukaryota; Metazoa; Arthropoda; Insecta; Orthoptera; Acrididae
Product: cysteine-rich PDZ-binding protein
Exons: 1
Coding region: 1-303 (100 amino acids)
Biological process (GO): cytoplasmic microtubule organization
Cellular component (GO): dendrite
Molecular function (GO): microtubule binding; PDZ domain binding
Source: RefSeq, a predicted model, not a curated record
AUGGUUUGCGAAAAGUGUGAAAAAAAGCUCGGACGUGUUGUGACACCAGAUCCAUGGAAAUCAGGAGCGAGAAAUACUGUUGAAAGUGGUGGUCGCAAAGUUGGUGAGAAUAAAGCAAUUAGUGGUAAUAAGUCAAGAUUUAAUCCAUAUACUGCUAAGUUUGUGUCUUGCAGAAUAUGUCGACAAACUGUGCAUCAAGUAGGGUCACACUACUGCCAGGCAUGCGCUUACAAGAAAGCAAUUUGUGCCAUGUGUGGCAAAAAACUGCUUGACACAAAGAAUUAUAAACAGUCGUCAGCAUAA